GAGUUUGUAAACAAUUUGGAUGAAAGAAGUUGGAAGUGUUUUAAUUUGACAUAAAAGAUGUGAAAAAGUUGAAACUACAUAUUUCGUCAUUACUAAAUUUUCAAACUGAAGAUUUUAUUAUGUGAUAUUUCCAAGAUUUUGUGAUACUGUUUGCAAGAUAAAGUAUCUAUUAGUUAGUAUGUUUAAUGCUGCUAAAUCAACAAAUGCAAUAAGACAAAACAUUGUGCAGCUAUUCAAAUCGUUAUGGAUUCGCAAGUCUUCUGCUUUUUCUCGAAAUACCGCCGAAAAGCCAUGGAGAGUGAUAUUUUAUGGUACAGAUGAAUUUUCUCUUUUUACUUUAAAAGCUAUGAAUGCCAGCAGAUUAACAUCAGAUUCCAAGAUUAUUGAUGCUUUGGAAAUAGUUUGUAUCAAGUCUGACUGUGCCGUCAGAACAUAUGCUGAGAAAAAUAAUUUAACCAUACAUGCAUGGCCUUAUGAUCUCCCUUCUGGCAUUUACGAUGUGGGUGUCGUGGUAUCCUUCGGACACAUGAUACCAACUGAUAGCAUCCUAGCUUGUAAGUUUGGAAUCCUCAACGCACAUCCAAGUUUGUUACCUCGCUGGCGGGGGGCUGCUCCUCUUAUUCACACCAUUCUCAAUGGAGACUUGGAGACAGGAGUCACCAUCACAGAAGUCUCUCCAAAUAAAUUUGAUAUUGGUAAAAUAAUAUUGCAAGAAAAAUAUAAGAUUCCAAAAGACUAUUCAUUAAAACAACUUUCAAAAGAUCUUGGAGAAAUGGCUUCCGAAAUGGUUCUAAAUACACUAAAGGGCUUGCCAAAUAUUUUGAAAACAAGCUACCCUCAGGCAAAAGAAGGAGUCAAAUAUGCGAGAAAAAUUAAACCUGAGCAAGGUUGCAUUAUAUGGGAAGAAGAGACCGCACUUCAAAUUUAUCGGAAAUAUAAAGCUUUUGAUGGUUUGUUUGAUAUCUACAGUUUUUGGAAAGGUGUGAAAGUUACGAUAAUGCAAAUCCUCCCACCAGAGGAUGCAGAAAAUGCUCAAAUUUCAAGAUUAGUCGAACAAGGUUUGCCUGGUUAUUGUUAUUAUCACAAGAAAAGGAGAAAUCUCUUUGUAAAAUGUAAGGAUGGAUGGUGUGGCUUAACAUCCGUAAAGAUACCAACUAGAGGAAAAAUUUCUGCUUUAGAUUUUUACAAUGGCUUUAUAAGCAAAGUAGAUUCUAAUCAAGCCUAUUUUUCUGUGAAAUAA
Uloborus diversus is the source of this 1240-nucleotide messenger RNA. RefSeq names its product methionyl-tRNA formyltransferase, mitochondrial-like. Lineage: Eukaryota; Metazoa; Arthropoda; Arachnida; Araneae; Uloboridae. Gene Ontology annotation, cellular component: mitochondrion. Gene Ontology annotation, molecular function: methionyl-tRNA formyltransferase activity. The transcript is spliced from 9 exons. The coding region runs from base 179 to 1240 and encodes 353 amino acids. The record is from RefSeq and is a predicted model, not a curated record. Gene Ontology annotation, biological process: biosynthetic process; conversion of methionyl-tRNA to N-formyl-methionyl-tRNA.